GCGGCCGGCCGCGCCCGGCUCCUGGCCGUGCUGCUGGCGGGGCUGCUCGGCGGGGCGCGGGGCUUCGGCGACGAGGAGGAGCGGCGCUGCGACGCCAUCCGCAUCGCCAUGUGCCAGAACCUGGGCUACAAUGUCACCAAGAUGCCCAACCUGGUGGGGCACGAGCUGCAGGCGGACGCGGAGCUGCAGCUCACCACCUUCACCCCCCUCAUCCAGUACGGCUGCUCCAGCCAGCUCCAGUUCUUCCUGUGUUCGGUUUAUGUCCCAAUGUGCACAGAGAAGAUUAACAUCCCCAUAGGUCCCUGUGGAGGCAUGUGCCUCUCUGUCAAAAGGAGAUGUGAACCUGUUUUAAAAGAAUUUGGGUUUGCYUGGCCAGACAGCCUAAACUGCAGCAAAUUCCCACCCCAGAAUGAUCACAACCACAUGUGCAUGGAGGGCCCAGGAGAUGAAGAAGUUCCCCUUCACAGCAAGACCUCCUUGCAGCCYGGAGAAGAGUGCCACGGCAUGGGAUCUAACUCGGAUCAGUACAUUUGGGUGAAGAGAAGCUUGAGCUGUGUCCUGAAGUGUGGCUACGAUGCUGGUCUGUACAGCAGGUCAGCUAAGGAAUUCACAGAUAUCUGGAUGGCCAUAUGGGCCAGUCUUUGCUUCAUCUCGACUGCCUUCACGGUCCUGACCUUCCUGAUUGAUUCAUCCAGAUUUUCCUACCCGGAGCGACCAAUCAUAUUUUUGAGCAUGUGCUACAAUAUUUAUAGCAUUGCUUAUAUUGUGAGGCUAACUGUGGGCCGGGAAAGGAUAUCCUGUGAUUUUGAAGAGGCAGCAGAACCUGUUCUUAUCCAAGAAGGUCUUAAGAACACAGGAUGUGCGAUAAUUUUCUUGCUGAUGUACUUUUUCGGGAUGGCUAGCUCCAUCUGGUGGGUUAUUCUGACACUGACGUGGUUUCUKGCUGCCGGACUCAAGUGGGGCCACGAAGCUAUCGAAAUGCACAGCUCCUAUUUCCACAUCGCAGCCUGGGCCAUCCCGGCGGUGAAGACCAUUGUCAUUUUGAUUAUGAGACUUGUAGAUGCAGAUGAGCUCACCGGCCUCUGCUACGUUGGCAACCAGAACCUGGAUGCGCUSACGGGCUUUGUUGUGGCUCCGCUUUUUACCUACUUGGUCAUUGGGACUUUAUUCAUUGCAGCAGGACUCGUGGCCUUAUUUAAAAUCAGGUCUAAUCUCCAGAARGACGGAACUAAAACUGACAAACUGGAAAGACUGAUGGUCAAAAUCGGGGUCUUUUCAGUGCUGUACACCGUCCCAGCAACCUGUGUCAUCGCCUGUUAUUUCUACGAAAUCUCCAACUGGGCCAUUUUCCGCUAUUCGGCAGAUGAUUCCAAUAUGGCAGUGGAGAUGCUCAAAAUUUUCAUGUCCCUUCUGGUGGGUAUUACGUCAGGUAUGUGGAUCUGGUCAGCCAAAACUCUGCACACGUGGCAGAAGUGUUCCAACAGACUGGUGAACUCAGGGAAAGUGAAACGGGAGAAGAGAGCAGACGGUUGGGUGAAACCUGGGAAAGGGAAUGAGACCGUGGUAUGAGAAAAGGACAGCACUCCUUUGGUGGUCUGACUGCUCUYCUGUGAAGGACUGAUCAUGUGUAAGCAUUGCCAUGUAAAUGUUGGGAGUAGAGUAGGGAGACRGUUACACAACCUGUCCCUGGGGUUGGGGGAAAAAAAAGCCUUAAAGAAUAAAYAGUAAAAAGAUCAUGCUGCAGAUACAAUAGCCAUAAACCAUGCUGCCCAAAAUAGGAGAGCCCAGGGAGGCUUUAAAAGCUGUGAAAUAUCCAAACAUGUUAUCUUCCUUUUUUUUUUUUUUUAAUUUUUAAAGCAUGAUGCAAUUACUGAAGUCUUGAAGUCUUUAGAAACKGAGGUGCUGUAGCCCAUAGCUGUGGGAUGAUGUUUUCCUUUCAUCACCUGACAGAGGAAGGAAGUCCAGGGCCAAAUUCUGGGCUUAACUAGGGUCCAGUUACCAAGUUACCAGAAGAUGGAGCACYUAGGACCUCAGUUAGAUGUCUUCUUUCCGAGUUCAGCAUUGAGAAGGAAACACUUGAUGAGGAUUGUGUCUUUAUGCCCUGGGGAAUUCUGAUGUUCCAAUACACUGUACAAUUCAGUCAGGGGUCAUAUCCUGAAACAAAUAGCAAAUGAUCUWUCCAGGUCUCACCUAUGAUGAGUGGGAUUUAGUGAGGUAUUAGUGAGGAUGACUUUUAAGUCAUCUAAUGGCCUAAUAAUAAUUUUGACUCAUUCUUUUUACCAUUUGUAACCUGGUCUGAAUGGAAAGUUGAUUCUGCCUUGUGGGAAUUUGAACUUCCCUGUGUUUCUUCCCACCUGAAUUAUUCUGUGGUUCUAUCAAUAUUUCUAAAUUCUAAAAGCUUUACUCAAGGCAGCUUUACCCUCAGAAGCAGAGGAAUCAGCUCAAAGUGGGAAACUGUGUAUGAUUUUCUACAUCUGUUAUCAUUAUCUGUCCCCAUUCCUGCCCCUUCAGGUGCUCCUGCUAUUUCUAGCAGACCACUUUAUUCUGCUGCAUUUAUUAGCUAAAAAAAGUCUUAACAAUAUAGCGUUCCUUCCUCCAGGAAAGAGAAAACUUAGUUGAAGGUACCUUCAAACAAUGCCAUCUUUCUCCAAGCAACUUGUCUCUCUCUGGAAACUCAUUGCAUGAAGCAAUUAAGUCUUAAUGUAUUUCAUUCAGUGUGAUGGUAUCUCCUCUGUAGACGCCAGUCUGGGGAGAAGCAAAAUGUUAAGUUCCUUGGCAACCUCAUGUUCAAACAGAUCAGUUGUAUAAUUAUGUGUGUCAAUUGCAAUUAAAAGAUUCUCAGCCCAUGA
Malurus melanocephalus (red-backed fairy wren) is the source of this 2849-nucleotide messenger RNA. RefSeq names its product frizzled class receptor 4 (gene FZD4). Bases 109 to 1569 code for a protein of 486 amino acids. Gene Ontology annotation, cellular component: plasma membrane. The transcript has 2 exons. The record is from RefSeq and is a predicted model, not a curated record. Gene Ontology annotation, molecular function: Wnt-protein binding; Wnt receptor activity. NCBI's taxonomy places the organism in Eukaryota, Metazoa, Chordata, Aves, Passeriformes, Maluridae. Gene Ontology annotation, biological process: non-canonical Wnt signaling pathway; retina vasculature morphogenesis in camera-type eye; canonical Wnt signaling pathway.